Molecule: messenger RNA, 22830 nt
Organism: Fusarium pseudograminearum CS3096
Lineage: Eukaryota; Fungi; Ascomycota; Sordariomycetes; Hypocreales; Nectriaceae
Gene: NPS4
Product: NPS4
Exons: 3
Coding region: 1-22830 (7609 amino acids)
Molecular function (GO): phosphopantetheine binding; catalytic activity
Source: RefSeq, a predicted model, not a curated record
AUGGCCCCAGCUACCUGCUGCUGCUGCGCCGACUCUGCAAGUCAGGCAAUGCCAGAUAUGGAGCCAACCAUCUUCCCAGCGUCCGAGAUCAAGGAGGAAAUUCAGACGAUGAUCUCCAGCUAUUCCAGCCGUCUGGGACACGACUUCAAUCAGGAUCUGACCAAGCCGUGUAACAUGUUCUGCAUGGCAUGGGCCGUCCUCCUGGAACGUUUCACCGGACUUGACAAUGUAUGCUUCGGGUUCCGGAGUGAGCACAUGGUCACUGCUGGAUCGGAGCGCACAGGCGGCGUCGCAUCUGCCAUGCAGGUGCAUGUCACUGCCGAUCACAGCGUUCAAGAAAAUCUUGAUGAGAAUGCUUUCGUCUCGGUGAUGAUACCAGAGACCAAAGCUGAGACACUUUUCAACACCACACUUUCCAUCUGCAACUUGGACAAGCAGCCUUUAUGUGAAGAUGAAGCCAGAAAAAUCGAUUCAUGCUGCAAGUUACACAUGUCAGUGGAUCCUGCCACUAUGAAGACUUUGUUGUCAUGGGACUCCACCUUCAUGACAAGAGAGCAAGCAGAGACCAUCAGCAACACCUACGACAAGAUAUUCAGGGAGAUUUCUUCGCAAAAGAGAACUACCGUGUCCGCUAUCCAUUGCUGUAGUGAACAAGAUGAACUAAAGAUCCUGUCAUGGAACGGCUCUCCAUUGAACAAUGUACAGAAAUGUAUUCACCAAGCUGUGUCAUGGCAGGGAGCAAUGAGACCUGACGCAGAGGCAGUCUGUUCUUGGGAUGGGAGCUUUUCCUAUGCCCAGCUACUGUCUCUAUCAGAUCGUCUCGCCUUUCACCUGCAGAAGUUAGGUGUCGGAGCCGAGACCUUCGUGCCUAUCUGCUUUGACAAAUCCAAGUGGACCAUUGUUGCCAUGCUGGCUAUCCUCAAAGCUGGUGGCAUAUUCGUACCACUUGAUCCCACCCAGCCUCUGUUGCGAUUACAAAAUCUGACACGCAAGGUGGAUGCUGAUACUAUCUUGUGUUCUCCCCAGCAUCAAGAAAUGAUUAAAAGCAUAGCAUCCAAUGUGAUUCCUGUCGAUGCUCAGCUCUUCGAAAGUCUCGCUGAGCAGAGAGGAGAAGUCGACUGUGGUUUAUGGAGCUCCGGAGCGUACAUGAUCUUCACAUCUGGAACCACUGGAGAGCCCAAGGGUGCCUUGAUCCAGCAUGGGGCUUUGUUAUCAAGUGCGCUUGCUCACGGACCUGCGAUGAUGAUGGACAACAACACACGAUCACUCCAUUUCGCCGCAUCAACCUUUGAUGUUAGCAUCACUGAAAUCCUAACGUGCUUGAUUCUUGGUGGCUGUGUUUGCAUACCCAGCGAGGAGGCACGACUGAACGCCAUCGAAGAAGCCAUUACGCAGCUUCGAGUCAACUGGGCGCUAUUAACACCAACAUUUGUCAAGUUCAUCAACCCUGACAAUGUCCCGUCAUUGAAAACUCUUGUCACUGGCGGAGAAGCCAUGACACAAGCUGUCAUUCGAUCAUGGUCUCAUAUCAAUCUCAUCAACUGUUAUGGCCCCGCUGAAACAUCCGUUGUCUCACACGUUCAUCGAGGCAUGAGAGAAGGCAAGAACCCAUUGAACAUUGGUCACCAAGUUGGCAUCCACUGCUGGGUUGUUGAUCGGUAUAAUCACAAUCGUCUCAUGCCAGUCGGAGCCGUCGGAGAACUUGUCAUUGAAGGCCACACACUUGCCCGGGAGUACUACAAAGAACCCGAGAAGACAAGUGAGGCUUUCAUCGUUGAUCCUGAAUGGGCUCUCAAUCAGUCACACCAUGACAGCCCAAGACGGAUGUACAAGACCGGUGAUCUUGUCAGAUACAAUAACGACGGCUCCUUUCACAUCGCUGGACGAAAAGACGCACAGAUCAAGUUUCAUGGACAGCGAAUUGAGCUUGGCGAGAUUGAGUACCACAUCAACGUUGGUACGAGUAUCAAGCAUGGCAUGGUCGUUUUACCCAAGGCAGGAUUCUGCGAAGGUAGACUGCUAGCGAUUGUUCAGCUAAGUGAUUCAUUGGGUCACGAUCUGGUGCCGAACGGUCAGCCCUACGAACUGAUUAAUGGACCUCUGGAGCAAGUUGCGGUUGCCAAGGUUGAAGAGACAAAGCAACUUCUCACUGAAAGGUUGCCUUCAUACAUGGUUCCUUCUAUGUGGCUUGCCGUCGAGUUCAUUCCUCGUCUACAAUCAGGGAAGCUUGAUCGCAAGCGGACGGGGAAGUGGGUGGAGGACAUGUCCGAGGCUAUCUACCGCAAACUCAACCCCGUGGCCGUCGGCAGCCUUUUGGAGAGUCUGACAUUCUCGAAUGACACAGAAUCUCAGCUACACAACAUCUGGACUCAUGUUCUCAAUCUCAAACCCGAACAACUUGGCCUCAGCCAAUCCUUCUUGAGUGUCGGUGGCGACUCCAUCUCAGCCAUGCAAGUUAUGAGCGAGUGUAAGAAGCGCGGCCUGGGAUUGACUGUCUCGAACAUUAUUAGUUGCAAGUCAAUCAGCGCCCUUGCAAGACAUGUGAAGGAGAUUGAGAAGCCACUGCUACUCCAAGAGACCACCGAAACGCCAUUUGAGCUCUCACCUAUCCAGAGGCUCUAUUUCUCCAGAUCCAAUCAUGACCAGGGCCAUUACAACCAGAGCUUCCUUCUUCGCGUGAGCCGGCGUAUUGAUGAAUCCGCUAUGCGCAGAGCCAUUGAGGUUGUCAUACGGAAACACUCAAUGCUUCGCGCUAGAUUCAGUCAAGAUGCUGGUGGUAAGUGGCAACAGAGAGUCACCGACAAGGUUGAGAGCUCUUAUCGUUUGCGAUCAGUUCAAUUAUCCUCAAACGAACAGCUCAGUCAUGCUCUUAUCGACAGUCAGACAUGUCUUGACUAUGCCAACGGCCCACUCCUUGCUGCUGACCUUCUUGAUGAAGAGGGUCAAGACCAACGCUUGUUCGUCGUCGCUCAUCAUUUGAUCAUAGACCUUGUCUCUUGGAGAAUUGUUCUUCAAGAAUUGGAGGAGCUAUUGCUGCGACCUGAACUAAAACCCGAUAUGGAUAGACCCUUGCCUUUCCAGACUUGGUGCCAGAUGCAACGGGAGCAUGCCAGUGCUCAGACGCCGGAACAAGCACUUCCAAUCCAUGGAAUCCCCGAUGGGGACCCUGCCUAUUGGGGAAUGGAGAACACACCCAAUGUUUAUGGUCAGAUGGUUCACGAAGGAUUCGAAGUCGGAUCUGCACAGACGUCUCUCUUGUUAUCCAAGUGCCACGAUGCCUUACGCACUGAGAUUCCGGAUGUUCUCAUGGCGGCUAUGGUCUACUCGUUUGGCCAGACUUUCACCGAUCGUCAAACACCGGCGAUCUUCGCCGAAGGGCACGGCCGAGAGUCUUGGGACCCUUCCAUUGACAUGUCUAACGUUGUUGGAUGGUUCACGACUAUUUACCCAGUCUUUGCUGGUUCUGAUGCGACAUCCACUCUUAUUGACACCAUCAAGAUGGUCAAGGACGGUCGGCGUAAAGUCCCCGACAACGGAAGGCCAUACUUCGCUAGUCGCUGGUUGACACAGAGUGGCGAGGAGGCCUUUUCUCGUCACUGGCCAUUAGAGAUCACGUUCAAUUAUCUUGGUCAAUACCAGCAACUUGAGCGCGAGGGUGCUCUAUUUAUCCCUGUCAAGGGCAUCGCAGGAGAAGUCAGCAGCGCUACAGAUGGCGCUGACGUCGGACCUCUAGCGACUUGCAUUUCUCUAUUUGAGGUUUCUGCUGUUAUCACCAAGGGAACUCUGAGGUUUUCAUUCUUGUUCAACCAGAACAUGAAACACCAACCCAAAAUCCGUGAGUGGAUUGCUUCAUGCGAGCAUAAUCUCGGCCUUUUGCUUGAGUCCCUAGCUGUCAUGUCACCAGAGCCAACAUUGAGCGACUUCCCACUCGUUUCCCUGACUUAUGAUCGUCUUAGACUAUUGACUCAAGAGAAGUUGCCCGAAAUUGGUAUUGAAGACAUGGAUAGAGUCGAGGAUAUUUACCCUUGUUCUCCAAUGCAAUCGGGACUGCUGGUCAGCACAACAAAGGACAGUGCUGCCUAUGCUGCUUACACACUCCAUCAAGUCAAGAGCAGAAGCGGUGGAACAGUGGAUGUGAUGAAGCUUGCCGAUGCCUGGAAGCGUGUGGUAGACUAUCAUCCUAUGCUGAGAACAGUCUUUGUGGAGAGUGUGACUCUUGAUGAGUCUCUAUUUGACCAGGUUCUGCUGAAGGAGGUUCAAGUCCCUCUCGUUAUUUCCGAAUUGGAAACAGACGAAGAGGUGAUCAGGACUUUGGACAAAGCACGACACCACGACGAGUACUCUCAGCUGCUACACGUCUUUGAGAUCUGCAAAACCACGUCCGGCAAUGUCUUCUGCAAGUUAGACAUCAGCCAUGUCAUCAUGGAUGGAACGUCUCUCUCGAUCCUCUUUCGCGACCUUUCACUGGCCUACGCUGGCAUCCUUGGGCCCGAUAAAGGUCCACCAUACAGCGAAUACAUCAGAAGCCUACAGCACCAAGGUCUACAACAUGGUAUAGAGUAUUGGAAGUCAUACCUGAUGGGUAUAGAGCCUUGUCACUUCCCGGUCCUUGAUGACGGCGAAGUUGUUGAGACACGAGAGUCGAAGUGCUUCAGGGUUGAGUUCGACGAGCUAGCUCAGCUACAGCGCUUAUGCGACGAUCGGGGAGUAACUAUCGUGAACGCCAUCUAUGCUGCUUGGGCGUUGGUGCUGCGUCUGUACACUGCGUCAGAGGAAGUCUGUUUCGGCUACCUUACAUCCGCCCGCGACUCACAGAUCGAAGGCAUUGAAGACGUUGUUGGGCCUGUCAUUAACAUGGUUACAUGCCGUGCCAACAUUAGCGAUUCGACUACUUUGGGCAACACAAUGACUGUUGUGCAGAAUGACUUCCUCAACAGUCUGGAACAUCGUCACAUACCGCUCGCCCAGGUCCAGCACGCGCUCAAGCUCUCUGAUGUUGCUCUCUUCAACACGGCGCUGUCGUACAGAAAGCUUCCACCCGCACCGCAGGAUGCACCCGAUGUUGUGUUUGAAGAAGUCCGCCCGACUUAUGACCCUGAUGAGUACGAUGUGUCUAUCAACAUCGAGGCUGGCAAGAACGACAUGAUGAUUGACCUGACGUACUGGUCUGAUACCAUGUCAGAUGGACAAGCCACCAAUGUUGCGAGCGCUUUUACCACAGCGCUCAGCAACAUCCUGCACCACAGCGACAAACCUGUUGCUCAGCUCAACCAUCUUGGUCCACAACAUCACCGGCAAAUCUCCCAGUGGAAUAACACCAUCCCCGAGGCCGUUGAAAGCUGCGUACAUGGCCUGUUUGAAGAGCAGGCAGUGCUUCGUCCUGAGGCCCCUGCAAUUACUUCGUGGGAAAUCGACUUUACCUAUGCCGAGCUUGACACAGCCUCUACCAGACUCGCUCACUAUCUGGCCGACCUAGGCGUUAGCUUGGAGCAAUUUGUGUUGGUUUGUUUUGACAAAUCUGCCUUUGCAAUUGUCGCUAUGUUGGCUGUUCUAAAGGCAGGUGGCGUAUGUGUUCCUCUCGAUCCAGCCCACCCAGACGCUGCGAUUAGACUUCGUGCAGAGGACACAGGUGCUUCCAUCGCCGUUGUGUCCUCUUCAAUGGCGUCUCGACUCAGCAACAUAGUCGAAAAGACAGUGGUUGUAGACUCACACCUUCUUCAAACCAUCUCAGAGAAUGCAACUCUUCCCCAGAUCAAUCCUCACAAUGCAUGCUUCGUCAUCUAUACAUCUGGAAGCACUGGCCGACCCAAAGGUGUUGUCUUGGAGCACCGUGGAAUUGCCACCAACGCCAAGUCCUCGGGACCGAAGCUUGGAUACGGCGAGGAAUCGAGAGUACUCCAAUUUGCCUCUUACACCUUUGACAACAGUCUGGCUGAGAUAUUCACCACACUCGCUCUCGGAGGCUGCGUAUGCGUGCCCUCAGAACACGAGAGGUUCAAUGACCUGGCUGGGGCCAUCAGUCGUUACAGGGUGACGCUGGCCGACAUCACUCCAACAGUUGCCUGUCUGAUCAACCCGUUGGACGUUCCCACCCUCAAGACUCUGGCUCUGGGAGGCGAGGCGGUGACUCACAAGUGUGUUGACAUCUGGCGCGACUUUGUGUCUCUGCAGUGUUGUUACGGACCAUCUGAGUGUUCUGUCAACUCCACCUACUCCGGCGAGAUCGCUCAACCGGGCAAGGCUACCAACAUUGGCCGUGCUGUUGGAAGUGUCACUUGGGUGGUCGAUGCUACUGAUCACAAUCGUCUGUUACCGAUCGGUUGCAUCGGGGAGCUCCUCAUUGAUGGUCCCAUUGUCUCUCGUGGCUACCUCAACUUGCCCGAGAAGAUGGCACAGUCCUUUGUAGCACCACCAUCCUCUCUUGGAGACAUGUGUCGCGAGGGUAACCUGAGUCGCAAGCUCUACAAGACAGGCGACCUGGUACGCUAUAACUCUGAUGGUACACUUACAUACUUUGGACGUAAGGAUACUCAGGUUAAGCUUCAUGGUCAGCGUAUUGAGCUUGAGGAGAUUGAACAUCAUCUUGAGCAAAACCUGCCCCAGGACUGGACGUCUGCCGUCGAGCUCAUUCAGUUCGAAGGCAAAAAGUCUCUUGCCAGUUUCAUUUGUGCCGACUUGGGCGCUGUUCGUAGUGCCAGCAACGAGAAGAACACUGUGUUGACUAUGGACGACUCGUUCAGAUCGCUGGCUAAAGAAUUGGAGAUUUCCCUCUCGAACAAUCUACCUGCUUACAUGAUCCCUUCUGUAUGGUUCCCAGUUUCAGAGAUGCCCAUGACGUCGUCAGGAAAGCUGGACCGCCGAAGCCUUCGAUCGAUGGUUCAAUCACUGCCUGCUUCAGAAAUGACCUCUUACAAGUUGGCAUUAAAGAGCGGACGAGCCCCGACGAGCGACAUGGAGAAGCAACUAGCUAGCAUGUGGGCUCAUGUGCUGAACGUCGAUGUGAACACCAUUGGAGUCGAGGAUCACUUCUUCAGACUUGGAGGAGACUCAAUCGCCGCGAUGCAAUUAGUGACGCUGGCGAGAAAGUCCAACAUCAAUCUCACUGUCACUGGUGUCUUUCAGAAAGUAUCUCUGCUAGACAUGGCCCAAUCGGCACUCCCGUUAUCCAGAGCUGCCGUCACAGCUGUCCAUCCAUUUUCACUAUUACCUGAAGUGGUAUCGCUGGAUGCAUUGAAAGAGGAGAUUGGGUCCUACACUCGAAUCCAGGUUGGAGACGUUGAAGACAUUUACCCUUGCACUCCUCUCCAACAGGGUCUCAUGGCUCUGUCAGCCAAGGAGCCAGGAGCGUACGUUGCCCAGCUUGUCUUCCGCCUGCCGAAUGGUACAGACCUCGACAACUUCAAGAUGGCAUGGCGGCUCGUGAUUGAAGCCGAAGGAACUCUACGAACUAGACUUGUGCAGACAACCGACCAUGGUAUCCUGAACGUGGUCGUGAAGGGGGAUGCUCCUCAAUGGUCCACCGAUCGCAGCCUGUUGGAUCUGCAACGUCUUCGAUCCCAGCUUCCGUCACAAAACGGCGGAAGGUUGACUGACUACGCGAUUGUUGAGGAUGGUUCCGAUGUCUCAUUUGUGUGGACUAUCCAUCAUGCCCUUUACGACGGCUGGUGUCUACCUCUUAUUCUGGACAAGGUCAAGCAAUGCUACGAGGGCAUUCAAUCCUCCACCACACCGGAGCCCAUCGCCAGCGGACCUUCCUACUCUAGGUUCAUUCGGCAUCUUACAGAGACUGAUCCCAGCCAAGACAUCAAGUUCUGGGAGUCAUAUCUCUCUGAUAUCUCAACUCAGCACUUUCCCCGCCUUCCCGACCCCGACUACAAGUCAAGCGCAAGUGGUCUCAUCAUUCACAAGACUGGUUUCGACCAUUCCAGGGACAGUUUGAAGUCUGCUGGGUUGGGAAUCACCACAGCUACAAUGAUCCGCUCCGCCUGGGCAUUGGCAGUGUCGACCUAUGCGGCAUCAGACGAUGUUGUCUUUUGGGAAACCAUGACAGGUCGCGAUGCUCCUGUUGACGGGAUUGAGGAGAUGAUAGGCGCUACACUGGCGACUGUUCCGACACGGAUAGCAUUGGACCGCUCACAAAAGGUCUCCGACCUUCUCAGCUCCGUUCAAGCCCAGUCUGCAGUAGUCCGAAUGCACCAAUUCGCAGGCAUUCAUCGCAUCAAACGUAUCAACACUGAUACCGCUUUUGCAUGUGGUGCACAGAAUCUUCUAGCUAUCAACUAUGGGCCACGGGAGUCGACAGACUCGUUUUGGUGCGAUCAGACCAACGAGAUGGCUGGGACCAACUUCUACUCUUACCCACUCAUGCUGUCAUGUCACGUCGCAGAUGGCAAGCUUGAGACUGUUGUUCACUUUGAUCCUGAAGUCAUUUGCGAGUCACAAAUGCACCGCGUUAUGGAUCAGUUCGCAUUGAUGUUGACAGCCGUCACGUCCAAAGAGCUGACGGAUGAGAAACUAAGUGAUCUCGAACUCAUAAGCACUCGGGAUUACCAGUCGCUUUCCGAGAUGAAUGGUCAAAUGGUACCCCCAUGCGACAUGCGUGUACACGAUGUGAUCAAAGCAUCAGGAAUCGCCCAGCCGAGUGAUAAGUUGUCCGUUUGCGCGUGGGAUCAGAAUCUCACAUAUGAAGACCUGGAUUCUCAAUCUACACAUCUUUCAUCUGUCCUGAUUGAAGCUGGUGUUCGCCCCAACACAUUUGUUCCUUUCUGUAUGGAGAAGUCAUCUAUGGUCGUUGUAUCAAUUCUGGCUAUCCUGAAGUCUGGUGCUGCUUUUGUGCCUUUGGACUAUGCUCAUCCUGACGCUCGAAUCAGUGGCAUCAUUACCGAUGUUGAGGCGGAAUUCGUCCUUUCUUCCCCCCAAUACACCGAGCGCCUGACAAAGCUUAUCCCAAAGGUCAUCUCUGUCUCUAAAGAUACGAUUCAGGACUCGAUGCAGCUUCAACAACAUGACCUGUCUGUGCCUACCAAGUCUCCAGCCUAUUGCAUCUUUACAUCUGGUACAACUGGACGGCCCAAGGGAACAAUCAUCGAUCACUCCGCCUUCUGUACUGGAGCUCUGGCCCACGGAAAGGCUAUGGGCAUGAAUGAAUCAUCCCGAGUGUUACAAUUUGCCUCGCAUACAUUUGAUGCAAGCAUUAUGGAAACUCUCAGCACCCUGAUCCACGGCGGAACUGUCUGUGUGCCUUCGGAGGAAGAACGCAGUCACGAUAUUGCAGGAUUCAUUCGUCGCAUGUCUGUCAAUUGGGCUCUGUUGACACCCUCUGUCGCGCAGUUGAUUGAGCCAUCCACUGUUCCCGAGCUCAAGACGCUGGUCCUUGGAGGAGAGGCCAUGUCUCGCGCUCAUUUAAUGAACGCCUACGGACCCAGUGAAACAUCAGUGGUCGCUACAGUGAACUCUAGCGUUACGCUAGACUCUAGCCCUGCCAAUAUUGGUCGCGCUGUAGGGGGUCUCUGUUGGGUCGUCGACUCUACCAAUGUCGAUAGACUGUUACCUAUUGGCGUCGUUGGAGAACUUUUGGUCGAGGGCCCAAUUCUCUCUCAAGGAUAUCUCAAGAACCCUCAGAAGAACGCAGAGUCUUUCAUCACCAACCCGCGAUGGUGUAGCAAGUUCACCAGUGAGACAGCGAGCAGCGAGCGCAGGUUUUAUAGAACUGGUGAUCUUGUCAAAAUCUCCAAAGAUGGGUCUAUUGAGUUCCAAGGGCGAAAGGACAACCAAGUCAAGAUCAACGGCCAAAGACUUGAGUUGUCGGAGAUUGAGCAUCACUUGAACACGGAUGCGAUCGUUCAAGCUUGUCUGGCAUUUAUCCCGACGGCUGGACCGCUCAAAAGCCGUCUAGUCGCUGUCCUCUCACUGCAUUCAACUUUCGUCGCCAGAGGACCCGAUGAGAUGCAACUUGUCAUUGACUUUGCGCGUUCUGAAUUAACGAGUGUCCGCGAUAGUCUCACAGGACAAUUGGCUGCGUACAUGAUCCCAUCUACGUGGAUUGUCGUCAAUCGCAUUCCUCUUCUACCAUCUGGUAAGCUUGAUCGGAGACGGGUUGCCAACUGGGUUGAGGCAAUGUCGCCUGAGCAGUACCAGUUGGCUAUCGGCGCCCAAGACGAGAGCCACGCCUCUGGUCUAGACCGAGAAGCUACAGAUAUCGAGACUAGGCUCAGGGCUGCUUGGGCCAAGGUAUUAGGCAUUGAGGCUGACAGUGUGCCGUUUACGCGAUCAUUUAUCCAACUGGGAGGAGACUCAAUUUCGGCGAUGCAGCUGGUGGCCACCUGCAGAUCCUCCAACAUGGCUCUCUCAGUCAGUCAAAUCAUGCAAAGCAAGUCCAUCGUGAAGCUCGCAUCGUUUGUUCAGGCUGUAGAGGAUGUUACACAGGAUGAUGAACAAGAGGACAAGGCGUUCCCUCUGUCGCCCAUCCAGAAGCUUUACUUUGAGAGCAUGUAUUCCGGGUCUACCCACUUCAACCAGAGCAUGGUUCUCGAGACCACUCGGAAGAUCACACCUGGAGAUCUGUCAAGCGCCUUGGAAGCUAUCGUCAAAACCCACAGCAUGUUACGUGCUCGCUUCUCCGACGUUGAUGGGGCCUAUUCCCAGCGUAUAACUAGCGACAUUGCUGGUUCAUACGUGUUUGAGUCCCAUGUUGGUAUGGAUCAAUGCCGUGUAUCUGAAGUGAUCGAGAAGACUCAAAAGUCUUUGAACAUCUUCCAGGGACCAUUACUCGCAGCGGCGAGUAUUGAGAUGGAGGACACCGACAAACAAAUUGUCUUUUUAGCGGCUCACCACCUUGUUGUCGACGUCGUCUCUUGGAACAUCAUUUUGCAAGAUCUAGAAGGAUUGUUAUCAUCCUCUGUCUCCAAUCUGGCCAAACCACUUUCCUUCCAGACGUGGAACACGUUGCAACUCGAAGAAGCCCGCAACCAAACACCCGACCGCGUCUUUCACAACCUUCCCACACCUGCACAGGAUCUCGCCUACUGGGGAAUGCAGGCUGUGCCCAACAUUCAUGGCGACGUCAUGACAGAGACAAUUGAGAUCGCUUCAGAUGUGUCGCUUCAGCUUUUGGGAUCUUGCCAUGAGGCGUUCAACACCAAUAUUGUCGAUGUAUUACUUGCCUCUCUGCUAUCCUCAUUUCAUGAAGCAUUUCCUGACCGGCUUUCAAUGCCGACCAUCUUCAACGAGGGACACGGUAGAGAGCCUACCGACAAUAAGCUGGAUCUAUCGCUCACCGUAGGAUGGUUCACCACCUUGUGUCCUGUCUAUCUACCCGAGUUGCUCCCCGCGCAGCCAGAUAUUCUCGACAUCAUUUGCUGGGUCAGAGACUUCAGGCGGAGGAUUCCUGGUAAUGGUCGCCCUUAUUUUGCGCAUCAGAUGCUGUCGGAGGCAUGCCAAACAGAGUCUACAGAAUGGCCAGUGGAGCUAGCCUUCAACUAUCUCGGUCAAAGGCAGAAGACCGAAUCGGAAGGGUCUCUAUUCCAGUCGCUUGAUGGGGUACUAGCUUCAGUGGGCUCAGAGACAGAUAUCGGAGUUGAUGUGCCUCGACUCGCACUCAUUGAGAUAUCCGCUUCCUUUGGUAGAAAUGGCUUGAGUUUCAGCUUUUCCUACAACCGACAAAUGAAGUAUCAACCCGCCAUUAAAGAAUGGGUCAACAAUUUCUCAGUCACUCUCCAAACCGCUGUCGAACGAAUGUCUCAGGCCAAGGCCGAACCCCAGGAUCUCGACUUCUCUCUCCUCCCACUUGCCUUCAGAGCUGCCUCCAAGGUCGAUAUGAGACUUGCCGAACUAGGCAUUUCUUGUCGUGCCGAUGUUGAAGCUGUCUACCCUUGCUCCCCGGUCCAGAUGGGUAUUCUCUUUGCCCAGAUCAGAAACCCCGAGUUUUAUUCGUACUCGGUCACAUUUGGUGUUAAUUGCAUUGAACCAAGCCAUACGGUGGAUGUGCAGCGCCUGAGGGAUGCAUGGCAGCGCGUUGUACAGCGUCAUUCAACUCUUCGAACUACUUUUGUCGACGGCCUGUUGGAGGAGGGCGGCAUCAACCAAGUGGUUCUGCGCAAUCACUGCGCUGAAGUUUCCUUCUUCGAAUGUGCCGACAAUGACGAACUCCAAAUGAUCACUGGGCGCAUUACACCAAAAAUCAUGAGUAACAAGCCGCCUCAUCAUCUCAGCAUCUUUAGCGGUGCACAAGGAAAGGUAACUUGCGUUUUGGAAAUGAGCCACGCCUUAUCCGACGGGACGUCUAUGCCAAUUCUGUUCCGCGACCUGGCAAUGGCAUAUGAAGGAUCUUUGGACCCAACAAUUGUCUCAGCCUAUAGAGAUUAUGUCUCUUAUCUACAAUGCCAAGGCUCUCAUGACAUUGACUACUGGCGUGAGUAUCUGACUGGGGCCGAACCAUGCCAUUUACCCUCGGCGUCCAGAUCCACAGAGCCCAAGGUCUUGGGAUAUCUGGAUCAGACUAUCUCAUGCGCCGCCGAUCUACAGGCAUUCUGUACCGGGGCAGGUGUUACACUAUCCAACGUGCUACAGCUCGCCUGGGCAUUGGUCCUGCAAGCGUACACAGGCCACGACGAUGUCUGCUUUGGAUAUCUCCUUGCAGAUCGAGAUGCCCCGGUUGACAAUAUCGAUAACGCGAUCGGUGUUUUUAUCAACAUGUUGGUCCUUCGAGUGCGUCUUGGUUCAUCUCAAUCAGUCGGAGAUGCUCUCGGUGCUGUUCAGCAAGACCUCAGUGCUGCGAUAGGACACAAGAAUAUCUCUCUCACCGACAUACAACGAGUGACAGGUUUACUCAAUGAACCACUUUUCAACACGGCCUAUUCCUUCCAACGAAGAUCCAUCAGCAAGUCCAUGGCAAAUGGAUCACUCUCAUUCGACGUUAGGGAGGCGCAAGAUCCCAACGAGUACGACUUGACUGUCAACGUCGAAGUCUGGGACCAAGCUGCAGAACUACAACUGUGCUACUGGACAGACAAGAUAUCCGACUCGCAAGCCAAGAGCAUCGCCUCUACGUUUGACAAGAUCCUUACUUCAAUUACCUCGUGCGACUUGUCGCUUCCGACAAAUCAGCUCGACAUUGUCAGCGACGAUUGCGCGCAACAAUUGAUGCGAUGGAACAACACCGAACCAGCCCUCUUGGAUCAAUGUGUACAUAACGUAUUCGAGCGAAAUGUUCAAAGUCUUCCCAACGAUACGCCGGCCAUUGAAGCGUGGGAUGCAAGAUUUACCUACAGCGAGGUCGACGUGUUAUCUUCUCGAUUGGCCCACCGUUUACUGUCGCUUGGGAUUUUGCCAGAGAUGUAUGUUCCUCUGUGUUUCGAAAAGUCCGCAUGGACACCCAUCGCCAUGCUUGCGGUUCUCAAGGCUGGCGCUGCCUUUGUCCCAAUUGAUCCCAGCCACCCGCCUGAGCGAAUCGAGUUCCUGGUCCAAAACACCAGCGCCAAGCUCAUACUCUGCUCAACCUCCUUGGCAGACAAGUUCGACAUUGGUGUACCGUUCCUCGCCGUUGGUCAUGAGACGAUGUCUACACUAUCUGCCUUACCAGCAGCUUCGCCCUCAAUCCUGGUUCAACCAAGCCACCCAGCGUAUAUCAUCUUCACGUCAGGAACGACAGGUUUACCCAAGGGCACUGUUGUUGAACAUGCAGCAUUUACCACCGGAGGCACUGCUCAUGCCGCAGCUAUCAAGAUGACAUGCUCCUCUCGAGUCCUGCAAUUUGCGUCAUACACAUUUGAUGCCAGUAUCAUGGAGAUCUUGACCACAUUCUUGGUGGGUGGAUGUGUGUGCGUUCCGUCCGAUGAAGAGCGCAUGAAUGAUCUCGCAGGUGCCAUGGCUAAAUAUGAUGUCAACUGGGCCUUACUUACACCAUCUGUGGCAAAGGUGCUCAAGCCAGGUAGCGUCCCAGGUCUCAAAGUUCUCGUUACUGGCGGUGAAGCAAUGUCAACAGAUCACAUCACUAAGUGGUUGGGACACGCCGCGCUUAUUAAUGCAUAUGGACCAAGUGAGGCUUCAGUCAUCGCUGCAUCUCAUACCAAGGUCGACGAAAACGGGGCGAUCUUGAACGAAGAGCCCGCCAACAUCGGUCAUGCUGUUGGUUGUCGAACUUGGGUCGUCGAUCCUCACAACCACAACCACCUGAUGCCGAUUGGAAGUAUCGGAGAGCUUCUUCUAGAAGGCCCCAUUCUGGCUCGGGGCUAUCUGAAGAAUGAAACCAAGACGACAGAUGCUUUCAUCGAUUAUCCACCAUGGCGUGCGAAUAUGAGCCUCUCUGGCGACCGCGUCGAUCGGAUGUACAAGACUGGUGAUUUGGUUUCGCAGAACUCGGACGGUUCAUUGAACUAUGUCUCGCGCAAGGACACACAGAUCAAGCUCAAUGGACAGCGAAUCGAGCUUGGUGAGAUCGAACACCACGUUAGGGCCAACUUGCCAGCACACGUUCAAUCUGCUGUGGAAUUGGUCGUACCUCAAAGCAAGACAUCGACGAAGACGCUGGCUGCUUUCUUUACUGUUGACGAUCAUGAAGUUUUGAAGGAAACAAGCGAUCCUCUCUUACCCAUGUCAAGCGCUUACAUGGAGAUUGGCCAGUCACUAAAGACAGCCAUCAGGGUCGCUCUCCCAACUCACAUGGUACCAACUAUGUAUGUCCCAGUAACAAAGAUGCCUUGGACCUCAGCCGGAAAACUGGACCGCCAGAAAUUGAAGGCUAUCGUUCAGUCCGUAGCGCCUCAGGAUAUCGGGGGCUACAAGCUGGUUGGGGCCAGCAACAGCCGAGCCCCAACUACCAUGAUGCAGCGCAAGCUACAGAAGAUCUGGGCUGGUAUCUUGAACAUUCAUCCCAGCGCCAUCAGCAUUGACGACAGCUUCUUCAGACUUGGCGGUGAUUCAAUCAGUGCCAUGAAGGUUGUCUCUGCCGCCAGGAUGGAGGAAAUCUCUCUCACUGUUAUGGACAUACUCACUAGUCCGACCUUGUCGGAGAUGGCCACUUGCUGUAGCCACUCUGAGAACACUACCGUCAUGGAGGUCGAGCCCUUUUCGCUGUUGCAUGAUGCAGACUCCCCUUCUUCUCUACUCGAUGAGGUCGCAGAUUGUUGCGAUGUUCCUACAAGUCAGAUACAGGACUUGUACCCGUGCAGUUCUCUUCAGGAAGGUCUGGUAGCAGCCUCUAUGCAACAGCCCGGCGCAUAUGUCGCCAGAUACAUCUUCAAGGUGCCAUCAAUUAUCGACAUGGAGCGUCUCAAAAUGGCAUGGCAGAGCACUUCAAACCACGUCGACAUUUUGAGAUCACGCAUCGUGAAUGCUCGAUCCCUCAAGACUUACCAAGCUAUCUUGGAGCCACAUGCGAUCAAUUGGAAACACUACAGUAGUCUUGAAGCUAUCGCUGACAAGACCAUUCAGUUGCCGGAGCGGAAUGGAGGGGUAUUAGCAAAGUACGCCAUCAUCGACUCUUCCGAUCCCGAUCUUCGGUACUUUGUCUGGUCGGUACACCACGCCCUCUAUGAUGCCUGGAGUAUGCCGUCUCUACUCAACCUUGUUUCCCAAUUCUACCACGAGGCGACUGCACAACUCGCGCCACCUGUUCCGUAUGCGAACUUCGCCAGAUACCUGGUUGACAGUGAUGCACAAGCGUCUGAUGAGUUCUGGAAGGCAACGUUUCAAAACGCUUCUGGCGUAUCGCACUUUCCAACCGCCACCCCAUCAGACGAAGAGUCGACCUAUUCUUCACUUCAACACACGAUUCAGUGCAGGAGAGACGACCUUGGUGCUGAUAUAACUAUCCCAACGAUCGUCCGCGCAGCUUGGGCGCUUCUUCUAGGAGCUCAUACUGGGGCGGAUGAUGUUGGCUUCGGCGAGACGCUGUCUGGUCGUGACAUUGCUCUGGAACAUGUUGAAGAUAUCCUCGGCCCAACUCUUACCACAGUCCCUUGGAGGGUCCAGAUUGAUCGAAGCGCUACCGUUGGACACUUCCUUCAAUCUCUCCACAAGAAGUCAGCCGAAGUCAUUCCCCAUCAGCACGCCGGACUCCAGCACAUCAAGCGUCUCGGGGGUUCAAUCGCCGUUGCUAGCGACUUUAGGAACCUGCUUGUCAUUCAGGCCAGUGAUGAAGCAACAGAUCAUCAAGACCUUCUGCAACCACUCGAAGAAAAUGGGGAUCACAAGAACUUCUUUACUUACCCACUGGUUGUUGAAUGCGCAAUUGAACUUGACAAUUUGGUGCUGACGAUCCACCACAAUGAGACUGUCCUGACAAGUUGGCAGGUAGAGCGCCUUGCUCACCAAUUCGACACGCUUGUCAAUCAGCUCAGUCGUCUAUCACAAGAGCCGGAUCGCAAGGUGGCGGAGCUUCAAUUCUGCAGUGCAGAAGAUCUCCAGAUGAUUGAAGGCUGGAAUCACGGGACUUGCGACGCAGUACGUGAUACUAUUCCCAGCUUGUUCUGGCAGUCGGUAGCUACACAUCAUGAUGCCACCAGUAUCCGCGCCUGGGACGGUCAUCUUACCUACGGUUCCCUGGCACAACACGCUGGGCGUCUGGCGAAGCGCCUUAUCGAGGAAGGCGUUAGAGCUGAAACCAUGGUACCUUGCUGCAUGGACAAGUCUCUUUGGACUACAGCAGCGAUGCUUGCUGUGGUUCUUGCUGGUGGUACCAUUAUCCCACUGGAUCCCGCUCACCCUCGUGCCCGACAUGCAGAGAUUGCCCGCGAAUGCAAAGCCAGUAUUGCUUUGUGUUCACCGGAUUAUCGAGACCGCUUUGUCGGCGUUGUUCAGACUGUCAUUGCUAUUGACCAGGCGCUCUUCAAUGAACAUCUUUGUCAAGAUCAUGUCGCCUCUGAAGAUCUACCACUUGUCGCGGACAAGGAUGCUGCGUUCGUGAUAUACACUUCUGGCAGUACUGGUAAAGCCAAGGGAGUCGUAAUUGAACAUGGCUCAUUUGUGGCAAGCUCCAGAGCCUACACCAAACACAUGCACCUUACUGCUACCUCGAGUGUCUUCCAUUUCACAUCAUACGCUUUCGACAUCGCAAUGGGAGAGACUUUUGGCGCCCUCACUAACGGUGCUUGUCUCUGUGUUCCCAGUGAAGAAAUGAGGGUUGCGGACUUACCGGGCGCCAUGAAUACUCUUGGGGCAACGUGGGCCUUUUUGACUCCCUCGUUGGCCAACAUGCAGGACCCCUCCAUGUUCAAGACACUCCAAACACUUGUCUGUGGAGGCGAAGCUAUGACUUCAGAAACCGUCAGCAAGUGGUCUAACAAGGUCAAGCUGAUUAAUGGUUAUGGACCUGCUGAGUGCACUGUGUUUGCUCUCGCCAAUUCCAACGUCUCGGAGGAUCAGGAUCACUCUAACAUUGGCCGGGCCAUGGAUGGGUGUCAAACUUGGAUCGUCGAUACCAGAGAUCACAACAAACUUGUUCCUGUGGGCUGUGAAGGUGAACUACUCAUCAGUGGUCCCAUUCUGUCCCGUGGUUACCUCAAUGACAGUGCAAAGACAUCACAAUCAUUCAUCGAGGACCCAGCAUGGAUACAUCACUUUGACGACAAGAACCAUCAGAAGCCCGUUCGUCUUUACAAGACAGGUGACUUGGUCAGGUAUCGCCCAGAUGGGAACCUGACCUUUAUUGGUCGCAAAGACAAUCAGGUCAAGCUUCACGGUCAGCGCAUGGAACUGGGUGAGAUUGAGGCCUGUCUUGAGUCUGACCCACGACUUCGCAACGCUCUUGUCGCACUUCCAAAGUCGGGAGUCUUUAAAGGCAGGCUGGUUGCCGUGCUCUCAUUCAAAGAUUCUGACUCUCAUAAUCCGGGCCUUGUUUCUUCACAGUUCAGUCCAAUUUCCGAGUCUGCCAUGAAGGUAGCUCGACUACAUCUUGCUGACUUGCAGCACAUUCUCUCCGAGAACCUGCCGCCGUACAUGAUGCCUUCGUCAUGGCUUGUGGUCGAAGCUAUCCCGUUACUACUAUCUGGAAAACUUGACAGGGCCAGUACUCAGAAAUGGCUCACCGAAAUGGCAGCAGAGACGCCUGAGUUUUUGUUAGACCAACAGCUUAGCCAGGACGCCGGAGCUACUGACACGACGUUUGUUGGACAACUGCUGCGAAAGAUCUGGGCUUCAGUACUUCGUAUUCCAGAUGAAUCAAAAUUGUCAGGUCGCUCCUUCAUAUCUCUUGGUGGCGACUCCAUCAUGGCCAUGCAAGUCAUGUCUCGCUGUCGCGAUCACUCCAUUCAAUUGACCAUGCGAGACAUUAUGAGUGGCAAGUCUAUCUCUGACUUGGUUACACUCAUUGAGAAAGAAGGCCGCGGAAAACAAACCGUCAAUCCCGAAUAUGAAGACGAUAACAGUCAGCCAUUUGCAUUGUCGCCGAUUCAGCAGCUGUUCUUCAACAACAGUUCCAACAAGGAUCGCGGAGACCGCUUCAACCAAAGCCAGCUCUUUUCGAUCAUAGAGUCUAUUGACAAAGACACAUUCGCCAACGCGAUCCAUGCACUGGUGCAGAGACACCCUAUGCUUCGUGCGCGCUUCAACAAGUCUUCCACUACUGGGCAGUGGUCUCAGCAGAUCGCUCCAGAUACUCAAGAUUCGUACGGCCUUCAUUUCCACGACGUCAGCGACGCCUCCCAAAUCGCUCGACAAAUUGCUGCCAGUCAAGAGAGUAUCGACAUUUCCAGCCCAGUAUUUAUUGUAGACCUAUUCAGAAUGCCUGGUGGCUUCCAUCAUGUGUCCUUGGUCGCUCACCAUCUUGUCGUCGACGUUGUGUCCUGGAUCAACAUCGCUCAAGACCUCGAGACAUUGAUUUCAUCUUCUCCUUCCAUGCCAUCAAAGCCUCUGACGUUCCGCAAGUGGAAUGCAGAACAGAUUGAGCAUGCUACAUCAAUGGCGAAGAACAGUGAAGACUUACUGCCAUUCACUGUCACUCAACAGUCAUUUUCUCUUUCGGAUACCGACAUCGUCUCUUUACUGUUGGGCGACGCUCAUCAAGCGCUCAGAACGGAACCUCUUGAUCUUUUCAUCUCGGCCCUGCUCAUAUCAUUUGGGCAGUGCUUCCCAGACCGUCAACUCCCAACGCUAUUCAACGAAGGUCACGGCCGUGAACCUUGGGACGAUAGUAUUGAUCUUUCUCAAACUGUUGGAUGGUUCACUUCACUUUGUCCUAUCGAUGUAUCACAUAACAACGUCGAUCCUACCGACACCAUUGACUAUGUUCGCAAAGUCAAAGACGUGCGACGUGCCAUACCCGGCAAUGGUCGCCCUUACUUCGCUCAGCGCUACCUAACCGACUCUGGGAAGCAAUGUAUUGACAGUCAUGAGCCAAUGGAGAUUCUUCUCAACUUCCUGGGCCGGUCGCAACAGUCGGGCGAGGACGAUUCAAUUCUGCGAUUGUCCAACCUCUCCAUGAGCGACGAAGACAUGGCAUCUAUAUCAGAUGUCGGUCCCGAAACUCGCCGCCUAGCUUUAUUUGAGCUAUCCAUCUCCAUUCUAGAUGAAGGAAUCCAAUUUACCUUCAUGUACAACAAGAACAUGCUCCACCAAGACCUCAUCCAGCAGUGGGUGACCACCUGCAAGGAGGUUCUGAGUAACAUGGCAAUGGAGCUCAGCACAGCUCCAUCUUGUCCCACCAUUAGCGACUUUCCACUCAUGUCGCUGGACUACGCCGAACUUGGCAAGCUGGCGACCAAGUCUCUGCCUGCCGCUCAUGUUCGUUUUGAUGAGGUGGAGGACAUGUAUCCUUGCUCGCCCAUGCAAAUGGGGAUACUACUCAGUCAGCUGCUAGACCCGUCGCAGUACUUGUUCUACGCUGUCCUCGAAGUGUCCACCCCUAGUGGCUCAGCCAUUGAUGCUGCUAAGCUUGCUCAGGCUUGCUCCGAAGUUGUUGAGCGUCAUGCUGCACUGCGAACUGUCUUCAUCGAGAGUGUUCGUAGUGGUGGCUCCUUCGACCAGGUCGUUCUACGUCCUGGCAAGCCUCGAAUCGCCACCUUCAAGUGUCGCGAGAUUGAUGUCAUGGCCAAGUUGAACACUAGGUCGCUCGGCAAGGCCAACAAGAGACACGGAGUGCCCAUUCUUCCCUACCAGGUCACAAUAUGCGAAACACCACAGGGCAAGGUUUUCAUCAAGCUUGAGAUGAACCAUGCUGUCACAGACGGUGCGUCCACAGCAAUCGUCCUUCGCGAUAUCUCCAGCGCAUACGCCAAUAGCCUGCCUUCGGGGGCUCCAUCGUACAAGGAGUACAUCAAUUACAUCACGAAGCAACCAAGUGAUUCAAGUUUGAUGUACUGGAAGAGCUACCUAUCCGGCGCCAGACACACUGAGUUCCCGGCCUUGAACUCGGAUCACAUCGCAGGUCGGAGCCUAGGGUCUAUCGCCGUCGAGUUUGACCGAUUUUCUGAACUGCAAUCACUCGGUCUGGUUGCCGGUGUGACAUUCUCAAAUAUGAUCAUGGUGGCAUGGGCACUCGUACUUCGCAAAUACACCAAUUCUCAAGACGUCUGCUUUGGGUAUCUGGCUUCUGGUCGCGACGCUGACAUUGAUGGCGUUGACGAGAUUGUUGGCCCAUUGAUCAACAUGCUCGUCUUCCGCUUCCAAUUUACGCACGGUAUGCUUCUAAAGAGACUCUUCCUCGACACCCAAGAGGACUACGCCAACAGUCUCCCACAUCAACAUUUCUCUCUCGCUCGUGUUAGUCAUGAGCUGGGACAAUCCAAACGAGGUUUCUUCAACACGGCAGUGUCCAUUCAAAACGCCGGUGCAUCAAGCGACGCAGACUUCAGUGCGCUCAAGUUCGAGUCAGUGGAUGCCUUUGAUCCAAGCGAAUACGCCGUCACGCUCAACGCAAACACCACCCGCGGCGAUGAAGGCAUUGUGUUCCGCUAUUGGACCAACAUCCUUUCUCAUUCUCAAGCCAAAGAACUUGCCAUCGUCAUGUCGGAGGUACUAAGCGACAUGAUAGAUCACAGCGAGGAAGCCUUGUCGCAUUUGCGGGUAUCGCAAGACUCGUCGCUCCCCACCAAUCCCGCACAAGAUUUGCAUGGAUGGACCUUUGAGCACAGCGAUACAAGUGAGCAGUUCAAGACAACCAACUCGACAAUCAGCAGCUACUCUACCGGACCCGGUGCCACACUUUUCUCGCCAGCAACAUCUUGGGGUUCGUUGCCCCGGGACAAGGAUCAGGUCUACAACAAACUGUCGACUUUAUGGAAGCAACAUCUCGAUGUUGCAACAACUGACCUCACAUACGACGGGAGCUUUUUCGAGUACGGCGGCGACUCCAUCAUUGCAAUGGCAAUGGUAGGCGAUGCUAGAGAUCAGGACCUACCACUCACGGUGGCCGACAUCUUCAAAAACCCGUCCUUUGGCACUUUGCUGAAUUGUCUCAGAGAUAAGUCAUACAGGGACGGAGACAUGGUGUCCAGCGAUGGAAACAUAUCCCUUUCAGGCUCAAAGAAGGAAGGUGUCGUUAUGGAUGAACAUACAUAUGAGCCACUCUCUCUUCUUCCUCAGCAGAACGCUGAACAAUUCGUCCGAGAGCACGUAUGUCCUGUUGUAGGAGUUUCCCGAGCCAGCAUCACAGAUGUCCUCCCAACAACCGACUUCCAGGCUCAAGCCGUGGAAGGAAGCCUCCUUGAUUCACGAUGGAUGCUGAAUUAUUUCUACCUUGAUGGUGAAGGGCCGAUUGACGUCGCUCUUCUGCAAGAGAGCAUCACAAAUGUCAUCGCUUCCUACGACAUUUUGCGCACCGUCUUCGUUCCGUACCAGGCAACUUACCUGCAAGUCAUCCUCCGACAUGUCCAGUCCGAACUUGUUUUCCACGAUGUGGACGACGUUGAACAGUUUACCUUGGAUCUCGAAUCAGAUCACCUCCGACAAGUUCCUAGCCCUGAGAAGCCUUCACUCCGCUUUAUUUUGGCUCGACAUGAGCCCUCAGAACGACACAGGCUCUUCAUCAGAUUGUCCCACGCACUUUACGACGGCGUUUGCUUCCCCACUAUCCUCAACGCUUUGAAGGCCUCUUACGAAGGCGAGCCGAUUGCUACAACAUCUUCCUAUGCGACUUAUAUCCACGGCUUGUUCAGCAAGGCCAAUACUGACCAACACACGUACUGGAGAUCUCUUCUCAAGGGUUCCGCUCCAACAAACCUUAUCCCACGUCAAUGCCGUUCGAUGCGCACAAACCCUACUGAAGUAUUGAGAAAGAUCGUGGCCACGCCUUCGCUUGCGACUGUCAACAUCACCACCGCCACCGUUAUCAAGGCGGCAUGGUCCGUGGUUCUAGCAAAGAAUACCGGAACGCGUGAUGUUGUCUUUGGUCACCUCAUUAGUGGGCGGAAUUCACGCCAUGUUCCUGGAAUUGAAGCCAUCGUCGGCCCUUGCCUCAAUGUGGUUCCUGUGCGCGUUCAAUACCAAGACUCUUGGACGGUGCUGGACCUUCUCCAACACAUCCAGCAUCAACAGGUAGACAACAUACCGCACGAAUCACUUGGCUUCAGACAGAUCAUCCAAAACUGCACGAACUGGGACGAUGAUGGAACCAACGGAUUUUCCACUGUUGUUCAGCACCAGAGCAUGGCUCAAACAGGGAGCUUAGACAUUGGCGACAACACGUACGAGGUUGGUGUCAUAGCUUCACAGGAAGACACGGCCGACUUUAGUGUUGUUACCACGCCACAGGACUCGAGUAGCACUGAGGUCUGUUUCUUGUAUCGUGAGGGAGGAGUCGAGAGGACGGAGUUUGCUGAGAAAUUAUUCGAUUGUCUGUGUAGUACAAUUGGGGAGUUAUCUACGGAUGUGAAGACACCGUUGGUGUCUUUGAUGUAA